Serinus canaria (Common canary) is the source of this 8845-nucleotide messenger RNA. RefSeq names its product MDM2 binding protein (gene MTBP). Gene Ontology annotation, cellular component: kinetochore. The record is from RefSeq and is a predicted model, not a curated record. The transcript is spliced from 22 exons. Gene Ontology annotation, biological process: traversing start control point of mitotic cell cycle; protein localization to kinetochore; regulation of protein ubiquitination. The coding region runs from base 1 to 2760 and encodes 919 amino acids. NCBI's taxonomy places the organism in Eukaryota, Metazoa, Chordata, Aves, Passeriformes, Fringillidae.
AUGCCGCGGCCGCGCGGGGCGCGCAGGGAGCGCCGCCGGGGCCGCGGGAAGCGGAAGCGCUGCCCUGCGGAGGGCGGUGCCCGGGCGGCUGCGCGGGACCUUCGGAGCGGCGCCUGCCGCGGCCCGGCCGGCAUGGACCGCUACGUGCUGCUCCUGAGCUGGGCCGAGCGCAGGGCCCAGGGCGGGCCCGCAGCAGCGACCGCCGCAGCUGGGACUGCUGCAGACAUGCAUCAGUUCCUGAAAGAAAGUUGUAAUGCAUCUAUAAAUGCAGAUGUGAGCGUAUUCCCAGCUUGCUCAGUGGCUGGAAUUCCAGGUGCAAAGAAAUGGUAUUUUGCAAGUCAUGUCAUUUGUGGUUAUUAUCAGUUCUGCAGUUCUGACUGGGAAGAAAUAAAUGUUGACACACAGAAAAAUGAAGACUCUUAUCAAGCAAGUAUUGAUGACAACCUGGGAACCACACAAAGUUUUGAGGAGGAUGACAGUAAUAGUCAGGAAUCACUGUCUCUGACUGACAUCUAUGAUGAAGCUGCUGAAAGUCUGCAUCAAUUAGCUGAUAAGUUGCCUGCCCCAGGCAGAGCAAUGGUUGAUGUAAUCCUGCAGGCUGUUGAAUGUGAUGGACCCAAGUUAAAGGACUGCUUACCUGCUGUUGGUGCCCUGAAACACCUGAGAGAGUGGCACUCUGCACAGAUCACUAUUGCAGCAAGUGAAGCUAAAGGUAGCUGGCAGAAGAUAGCAGACUAUCUGUCAGCAGACUUUGUAUCUUCAGAUGAUAUAAUGAAUAUUAUUGAUUUAAAUGAACUCUGGAGAGGAAAGGUUCAGAUAUGGGAAAGAAAGUUUGGAUCAGGUGUAAAUUUUCCAGAAUUUUGUAUAAAGAGCACUUCAGCCAAGACAUUCAGGACUGCAAAUUUAAGUUCUUGCUUUGCUCCUAAAAAAGAGUGCCAAUUGAGGAAUGCUGAUACUUUGCCAGAAGUUUUUCAUUACUAUGGUCCUGCGCUGGAAUUUUUACAGAUGGUGGUUCUCUCUGAUCUACCUUCCAUUUUCAUAUCAGAUCUGGAGUUCGAGCUGAGCCUGUCAAGAAAGAAUACCAAGGAGACAUCUACACUGCUUUUAGACCAGAUUUCUUUUCUCUCUGGGAAGGUGGGAGCUUUAUUUACAUUGCCUUGUAAUGUAAGCAGUGUUGUGAUCCCUUCUCCUGCCCAGCUGAGCACCAAGAAAUGGAAGGAAUAUAUGGCUAAGAAACCCAAGGUCAUUUCUGUUCCAGAAAUUGAACUGAAAGGAGAAUCUUGCCGGUAUUAUUUCUUGCUACAAGGCAAUGGCUCUGGAGGAUGUAAAGCAACCUUGAUUCAUUCAGCUGGCCAGAUCAAUGGGGUGGCCACUCUUGCUGCAGUAAAUGGAAAGCUAAAGGCAAAAGCAGAAGAAACAGAGUCAGGCUUUCAUAUUUCUGACUUUAUCAAGUCUCUGCCAUGCUAUUGUGGAGAGGAUAUUGUACAGAGAGAAACAAAACUGUCUCAUCUCCAAGUGUUUGCCUUGAAGGAGUAUCUCAAGAGAAAGGAAUUGACCAAGCAGCCUGUAGUUAUUUCUACCAAUGAGUUUAAAAGCUUAUUAAAACUCACAAGAGAAUGUUUUUUGGACCUGUGCAGCACUAGCAUUCCUAAACCUGUUCUGCAGAAGGUCUGCAAUAAAACCAUGUCAUGCACUGUGAGUUGUGAGCCUGAUUUAAUAGAGCCAAAUCCAUUGGAGUGGCCAGAAAGACACGUUCUUCAGAAUUUGGAAAACUUUGAAAAAAACAAACAAAAAAUGAGAGUUCCUCUGUUUGCACAUUCACCUGAGCAGUUGCUGGGACACAAGGACAGCCAGAAGGAGUCCCUGACGUUGCUGGAUGCUAAAGAGCUGCUCAAGUACUUCACCCCAGAAGGGCUGCCCGUGGGGGAGCUCCAGCCACUCCAAGUUCCCAAGCGUGAAAAUGCCUUUCGUGUGACACCAGAGCUUACUCCUCGAAAACUCAGAGGUUUGCCUUUUGAAAAAGCAGCUGGAUGCCAUUAUCAUGGACUUGAAUAUUGUCUUGAUAAUAGAAGAGCCUUGGAGAGAGAUGUGGGAUAUGCUGAACUUCAAACUCGUCUUAUUCGCUAUGAAACUCAGACUACUUGCACCAAAGAGUGCUGCCCUGUGCCACUUGUCUUGAGUCCUCUGCCAUCUCCUGCAGUCUUGUCAGAGCCUGGAAGUGUCCCUGAUGGAGAGACUUUGCAAAGUGAAUUCAAAACAGAGACAUCAAGGCUAAAACGCAGAUCAAAAGACCUGGAUUACUUUUAUCCCAAGAAAAGGCUGACCAAAUCGGAGAGCACUGAGUCGCUGCUGCCGCAGGCAGGCGGGAGCAGCAGGAGUCACUGCGCGGUGCCUGUGCCGCGGAAGCGCUCGCAGAGAUCCCUUUGUGCGGCUGCAGCGCCAUCGAAUCCGCCCGGCCAUGGAGCUGCCACCAGGGCUGGCCCAGCUGCAGAGCCUGAGGCUGCAAAGCCAGAGAAGGAGUCGAGAUCCCAGAAACACACAAGGAUGUUGAAGGAGGUGGUUGCUAAGACUCUUCAAAAACAUGGAAUUGCAGAAGAUCAUAAGUGCUUUGCAUUGUGCAGCCAGCGUCUAUUUGAGAUAUCAAAAUUCUACUUGAAGGACCUAAAAACUUCUAGAGGACUUCUUGAUGAAAUGAAGAAAACAGCAAAUAACAAUGCUAAACAGGUGAUUGAAUGGGUUUUGGAGAAGACUAGCAAGUAGAGGCACUGUGUGGAUUCUAUUCACACCUUCCCAGGAGCUGUGGAGACAGAGCACUUCUGACUUGAGAAGCAUUAUGCUGCCCAAUGCACACGCAGAUCUGCACACUGGGAGGACUUGGUCAGUGGAGUUAUAGACUCAUUCUUCAAGCACUGGACCAAGGUUGGAAACUUUUUAUACUGAAAGUUUUUAAUUUUUUUUUUUUAAAUUCAAAUGAAAAGAGGUUGUAUUUUAUAUGUGUAUUUAUUAUGUUUGUUAAAAGGAAUAUAGCUUGACUUGAUUUAUAAAGCUUUGUAUAUUUUUCAACCAGUGUAUUUGGUUUUUAUAUGAAUAAAACCCCCACAUAUUUAAUUUUAAUAACUACUACUUUGUUUUACCUUCUUGUGUGAAGAUCUCGAUUCUACUUCAGCUUGCUCUUGUAUAAACAGCUGUUUACAGCAUCAGCCAUUGACAGUUUAUAUAUAAUUAAGAAUAGUUCCUAUUCUGCAGAUGAAAAAAAACACCAUCAGAAUUUGAACCAUAAUUAUCUCUGUGUUGUAAUAUAAGGAAGAAAAAAAGCAUGGCUUGAAACUUGGUGCAAGGUCCCAUUAAAGAAAGUUUCUUCAUCUUACGAGCUGAAUUUUCAGUAUAAUUUCCUGCAUGCUCUUUGAAACAUUCCUUAGAAAAAUUUCUAAGGAGAGGUCUCAGAUUUCUUUUCCUGGAAAAGGAGAAAAUCAAAGCAAUAGUGGGAAUGAGGAUGAUGAGAGCUGGAAAAGAGCUGGUGUGCUAUGCUGAAAUGUAAGGAAAAAAAGAGUUUCUAGCUGUGUUGCAAACACAGUCAAAUACUAAAUUUGGCCUCUGUUUGUUUAAUCUCUGGCAUGUACCUGGCUGGGACUAAUGUAAUUAUUCAAGUUAGUAUUUUGUUGAGAUGAGGAGUUCCUACUAAGCUUUCUGUAUUAAGGAUUUCUUAUUUAUCAUAUAAACUAACAGGAUUAAAACUGAUAGAGAUGCAGGCUAUUGUUUGUUAUGUUAUCCCGGUAGGAAAAUAGAUUAAGCAAUACAAAUAUAAAUGAAACAUAAUGUUGUGAAAAAAUAAUCGAACUAAACCAUGUGGAGGUUAGACUUAAUACUGUAAAAUCUAUGCUUUCUCUAAAGAGCCUUCCUGGUUUUGGGACAUUAUUCUUUGCUUAAUUCUAUUUGGUGUAAAGCUGAGCCCUAAGGAGGUUAUUCCUGUCUCACAGGAUCUUGAGUUAAACUGUUCUGUUCCUUUGUUCCCAAGUUUACCAUUGUCCUGAACUCUACAAGACCUUUCCUGGGUGGCUGUGUACUUGGUUUAACUGAGCUGCAACAGGACAGCUCUGGGGGGUUGUUCUUCUGUGACAGUGGGCUCUAGUGAGUACUGCGUCCAUCUAAGCCCAGGACAAACAUAACUACUUGCAAGAUGGAUUACAUAUGUCUGCAGAAUGCCACACAUCCACAGCAUCCCAGUUUUAGUGAUUUGGUGAAAUAAAAAUGAAAUGAAGAGAGUUAUUUAAAUAAUCAUUUAAUAAGUGCAUGCACAAAAUUGCUCCAGUGUAAUGAUUACUGUGUAUGGCUCACAUUUCUUUGUAUUCAAUAUAAAAACAAGAGAGUAAUCAAGACAUUACCUUUCUUAACAUCUUAAAAGUGAAUCAGGAAAGUCUCUACUUCCAGAGAAAGGAAAGCUGUAAGCUGUAGCCUUAUCUCUUCAGCCCCAAUGCUGAUACUUUUGUCUGAAUACUAAACCAAGCCACUGAAAGUUUUAUUUUCUACUUAAUUUUGGGAGGUUUCUAUAUUUGUAAUUAGAAAAACUUCGUAGUUAAUAAUAAUACUUAAAUUGAUAAGUAAAAGUACAGAAGCUCUACAUUUCAUAAAUCUUUGAGGCUAGCUGCCAUGAGCAAAGAAAAUACCUUCAGGAAAGUAAUUAGUACUUUGAACUGCUUUUCUUGUACUUCAUGUAGGACCCAAUGGUUAUUGGUUUAAUUAAUUCUGUAGACUCAAAGACUGGGUGAAAUAAUGAGCAGGAAAGCAGUUAGGGAAGCAUAAACAUUUUGAUGUAUUGGUUUUCUGCACAAUUCCCAGUGCAGAACUAAUCCACUGCUGCCCAUGUCUCAUUUGCUCUUUGUGUUGGUGGCUUUUUAAGACAAGUGGUGGCUGGUUUAUUAUUGUGGCUUAAUAACUCUGUGCCCCAUUUGAGCUCUGAUAACUGUCCCUGUCCAUGCUCUUAACCUAUAAAACAUAGGCACAGUAAUUUGAUCUGGUCCACUGCAACAGCACUAAACCAAAUUAUUUUACAUCUGUCAUAGUUCCAAAACCCUACACUGAGAGUUCCUGCAGCUUGGCUGAUAUGCUGUAACUUAGGUGAUGUUAUGAGUUUGUUGUUAAAAUGUUUGGGGAAUGGCGAGUUACUUCUUGUGGGGGAAGGGAAAAGGGGGAGUUAUUUGCUGUGGGGGAAGGGAAGGAGUCCAGGACUUGGUGGGGGCAGAGGGUGGACAAUUCAGAGAGUGAUUGGGCUGGAGCACCAACCAAUCACUCGACGCCCUGGAGAAAUGAUUGGUCCAAAAUGAACAUCGAUAAGGACCAAUCAAAGUGCCCGAAUUCCACCAAUCGGUGCACAGAUCCAAAACCCACCAAUCCUGGACCAGGGAUGCCAAUAAAAAGGGGGGUUUUCUGUUCAGUUGGGGCUCUUUUUCUGUUCUGGGCAGUUUUGUUCUGUUCUGUUUGGUUCUUUUGUUCCUUCCUUCGAGCUGUUGUGUGGGGAUCUGGGCUUAUCCCGGAUCCUCUGUUCUCCCCGGCUUGUGUUUUAAAAAACGAGAGCCUUUUUCUAUCCCUGAAAUCUGGCCUCGUUCACUUUUUUAUAACAGGUGAUGCAGAAUGUAACAUCACCCUUUGCCUCUGAACUUCAAACUAUUUUCUUGUUUGUGGCUGUUGAACCCCAAAUCCAGGCUGCCUUAUGAAUAUUUUGGGUGCUUGCUUUCAUGUUUUUGCAAUUCAGGAUAUAAAUCAUAUUCACCAGUACACAUUGCUGGUUUACCCAUAAUCCAUCCAUCCUAGAUAAUAAACACAUAACAUAGCAUAAUAACAUUAUGUAUUAUAUGUAAAAGCACAUUACCCAUCCAUGUUAUGUGCUUAUAUUCCCUACAGGAUUGGUGUAAGACAGCACUGAUGUGGUUGCAAUUACUUGGUGAUAUGAUUACUUGUAAUAUUACAGCAAUUAAUUUUAAUUACAUGAUGAGUUUCACUGGGCUACCACAGAACUUAGCUUGGGUACUAACGCUUGUCCAAAUCCACAAACUUCUUUGUCCCAGUUCACAGUUCUCCCUUGGAAUUUGUUUUCUGAAUUUGUUUCCUAAUGCCUCUAAUUAUUUACAGAAGCACGGAAAUUCUGAUGAAGGAAAAAAACUGAAUAGCUAAUCCCACGUGGGAAAAGCAGGUGAUGAUGUUCAACAGGAGGUUAUCAUCUCUGUUAAAUGCUUUUCCCCUCAUUCACGUAAAUAAAAAUUUUGCCCUGGUUAGUCUGGGGAUUCACUUUAAGCAAGCAGGCUGAGUUUCUCAAAAUUUUGCAAGCAUAUUAUUAAUAUCUGCUCUUUAAAAUUGAAGUCACCACUGAAUUCAAAAGUGUCCAUAAUAUACAGUGUGUCUGUAUAUAUAUGAAAAUAUGUAAUACAUACUGUAUUAAUGGUCUCUCUAUAUAGUAAAUAGACUCAGUAAAUAGCUAGUUAUCAACCUGCCAGUUUGACUUUUAUGGAAAAUAACAUAAAUUUAGAAAUCAAUGGUAGUGCAAUGAUCUGAAGCACAUAAUUUCUUUAGGCUCGGAUUCUGCUUCCACUGAAACCAAAGAAGCUCCAAUUCACUUUUAAGUAAGAGGACACUGGGUAAGAGGACACUGAGAAUGCUAUUAGGUGGAAAUCAGAUCAAUCUCCCCUUGAAAUCAGCUGAGCUUCCCAAUGCAAAGAGCUGGAUGGAGCGUGCUGCAUGUCCUGUGGGAGGAAGAAAUUCUAACAUUCUGCAGAAGGAAAACACUUGCUUUGUUACUUGUAAAGGAUCAAUUCUAAUGGUGUUUGUGGUGGUGAUUUGCAUGGUAGCAUGUCAAGAGUCUUGUUCUGACUUCUAAAGUACCUUAAGAGAGAUGCUGGUUCCAUUUGAAGGGCAGGACAGUUAGAAACACCAGUAUGAUUCCCUGAACACAAUCAGAUCAGCUUUAUUUUUUUUUAAUAAACACUUUACAUCACAUUUUACCAAUACCAUUUUUACUCCAAUGUGUAUCCUAGUCUUUCUCAGGUUAAGCUGCUAUACAAACUUUCUGAUAAGACCAUUCCAUUUAUAGUAAUUCUUUUGUAAAAAGAGUGAAACUCUGGAAUAUCCCUUUUUAUUAGGCUUUCCAUGAGGCUGUUCUAUCAUAGCUUGGGUCAGACUGAAAGAAAAGGCCUAAAUUCCCACAGUUAGCUUUUCUAUUUGGGACAUUAAGUUAAGAAUUAAAUCAAAGGAGAAAAAAAAUCGGUUUUCCCAUAACCAUUCAUAAGAGAAAAAAGGCACAUGUUGGCCUCAGUCCUUGAAUGCAGAAGCUUGAGCAGAAAUUUCUGCUUUUUCUUAAUUUUUUUAAGUCUUCUGUUACCAUCUAGUCCUGUAUACAUGACAGAGGAAGCAUUGGAACUUCAGCAGAGAUGUCUGAAUGACCUGCCCUGAAAUGUCCCCGUGGGAUUUCAGGUUUUUUUUUUUAAUUUUAAGUUUUUAAAUCAUUCCACCAACUCAAUUAACAGUUCCCUCUAGUAACAGAAUUCUUAAAAGAAGCACUGAAGUUUAAAUGUAUUUCUGCCAGCCCAAAACCAAAGGACAGUCUUCCAGAUACUUUGUAUCCAAAAAAACUAAGCUCACAUCACAAAAAUCCAAUAAAUGACUUUAUUAAAUAUAUUCUUUUCCUCUAAAAUAUAAAUAUUCACUAUACUCUUAUAAAUGUGGAGUAGGUUCAUACAUCAUUUGUCUAUCCCAUCCAAAUAUGAAUCAGUCCAAAAUCUGAAAAUGAAGAAAUAGCAUCUGUAAUCAUCAUUAUUUUUUUUCUAUAAAUAUAUAUAAUAUGAAUUUUCUUUGCAAACUGCUUAGUUAUUCACUUAGACUUUAUAUAGUACUGAGCACCUUAGAUUACAUUUUGUGUAAUUUAAUUGUUGGCACUAAUAUAGGAAUUUGUAAUAUUUACAAUGCACAUACAUGUUAGGUAUAACAUUCCAGUGAUUUGUAAGUGUUAAAAGGAAUAAGGAAAUAGUGCAGUGUAGUUUACAUAUGUAUUUAACCUACUCCCCCAGCACUUUUAUAGGAGCCUAUCUCCAAAUUUUUAAGUUGUACUUUGGAACAGCAAUAAAAAUGUCCUGAACUAGUUUUUAAAGACUUGACACAAGAGUUUCCUUGGUAAGGUGACAUGAGCUCCUCCUCAGAGUUCCGUCCCCCUGCGUACCGACUGCUCUCAGCUUCUCAGAGCUCUCCUAGAAGCUUCCAAGCCCAAGGAGUCCCAAGGAACUGCCACAGAAAGCUGUGUGAAUGGCAGUGGUCACUAAAUGAGAAAUGUCCAUCUGGAAAUUACUGGUAAGUUAGGUAACAUGUUACCUGCUUGUUAAUUUACAUGAGGAAUUAAUUUUUAAGUGCAAGUACCAUGACAAUAAAAUGAAAGUGCAGAGCGGGGUGGAUCUCUCCCUGGCAUGCCUUUGACUGGUGACAGGUCCUGGGAGUGGGGCUGCUCCUCCAAUGGGGCAUUGAGCUGUUCUUCGGUGAUUAUUUUCUGUACUUAUGAAUUCAGCUCAUCAUCUUACUAUUUUAAUUGGUUUUGAUGAUUAAGAUACCUAUGGAAAUCACCAUGUUUUUAUGCUUUGAAUAGACAGCUUGACUACGCUUAACUCUCAAACUUAGCUCAAAAACAGCAUGGAACUAAAAUGUCAUUUUAAUUUUCUCCUUUGCCAGCCAAAUGAUGCUGCGUUGAAAUCUAUGUUCUUUCUCAGGAAUAAAAGAAAUGUUGUAAUAUGAAAACUGAACAUCUACAAACACUGAAUAUAUUACUUUCUGUCCUUCAAAGUGUGAUUUUAGGGCAAAACUCAAAAAACAG